AAAGAGCCUCAGUUUCAUUUCUGCUUCCAGUCCAGCAGCUGACACACAGACGAUGAACCAACAAACCAACAAGAACCCGACACAGAAGGCCGUCCUGCCUCAGGUCCGGUACCACCCCACCAUCCAGACUGGAGAACCAGCCAGAACCAGAACCGGACCAACCCACAAGACCAGGCCUGGAGCUCAGACUGGGACUAAAGCGGUCGAGAACAACCAGGAUGCUAAUGGUAUAGCACCUGAGGUCCGGUACCACCCCACCAUCCAGACCGGAGAACCAGCCAGAACCAGAACUGGAAAAACCCACAAGACCAGGCCUGGAGCUCAGACUGGGAUUAAAGCGGUCCAGAACAACCAGGAUGCUGAUGGUAUAGCACCUGAGGUCCAGUACCACCCCAUCAUCCAGACCGGAGAACCAGCCAGAACCAGAACUGGACAAACCCACAAGACAAGACGGAACAACCAGGAUGCUGAUCGGACCGGUCCGGCUGAUCCAGAGCCGAGGCAGAAACAGGAACAGAUGAAGGAAGUGGAUCACAGAGCUGCUACGGGUCCAGAUCUUCCCACACCGGACCAGGUCCCUCUUGGUCUGGCUGUCGGACUGGACAGGUGUGUGGUGGAGCAGGUGGAGGUUCUGACCCGUGGACAGAGCACCAACCAGGACUGGUUCGCCUGGAGGAAGAACCGGAUCACAGCUUCUAUGGCUCACCGCAUCGCUCACUGCCGCUUCGUUCAUGGGAAGACCAAAACCCCGCCCCCCUCCUACAUGUCUGCUAUCACAGGUGAGGGGCGGAGCAUCCAGACCAGAGCCAUGAGCUGGGGGGUUCAGAUGGAGGCGGAGGUGGUCCGCAGGUACCAGACUCUGAAGACAGCAUCGCUGCGUAGCUCCGUCUCCGUUCAGGACUGUGGCCUUUUCAUCGAUGCUCGGCGCUCCUGGUUGGCUGCCAGCCCCGACGGCAUCGUGACGGACAGUCGGACCGGCGAAUGGCUGCUCUGCCUGGAGGUGAAGUGUCCCUACAAACACAGACACAGACGGGUGGAGGACGCCUGCAAGGACGACCCCGCCUUCUGCCUGGAGCUACGGGACGAGGACGGGCCGCUCUACCGUCUGAAGACGUCUCACAGCUACUUCACUCAGAUUCAGUGUCAGCUGGCGGUGACCGGCCUGCGGCGGGCCGACCUCGCCGUCUUCACCCUGAAGGAGAUCGCCAUCGUCCCGGUGACCUUUGACCCCAACCUGUGGGAGGAGACGGUGUCCAAGCUGGAGACGUUUUACAGGGACGCCGUCCUGCCUCGACUGAGAGAGAAGACACAGCUGGACACACCUGAGCUGUAGAGAGAGACACACACACAGACACACACACAGACACACAGACACACACACAC
Molecule: messenger RNA, 1383 nt
Organism: Scomber japonicus (chub mackerel)
Lineage: Eukaryota; Metazoa; Chordata; Actinopteri; Scombriformes; Scombridae
Exons: 4
Coding region: 53-1333 (426 amino acids)
Source: RefSeq, a predicted model, not a curated record